CUGCCUGCCAAGUAUAUCUUUGUUCGUGCCCUUCGCGACUCUGUCCAUCUUAACUCUAACUCAAAGACACACUGGAUGGUCUGGAUUGGUUGCACCUCUGCCACUGGCCUCGUCGCAUAUAUCAUUGCGAGUGCAAUCCCCAUCUUUGGGAGCCUUGUGUCCCUUAUUGGUGCCCUGUGCAUUACCUUCCUUGCCUUCCACCCAAUGGCCUGUAUGUGGCUUUAUGAUAACUGGUCUAAGGGAAAAGUUGAUAAACCUCUCCGAUGGAAGCUUAUGGUCGGUUGUGCCGAUAUUCCCUCCAUUGAGGAUAAUACCAGUAUCCCAGCCAGCCUCACCCGCCUUAUGCUCAACCAGCGACCUAAAUUCCUCACUGUAAAGAACUACCGUGAAUCCUACCACAACGGCGGGCUCGACCACAAGCUUGAGACGUUCUGGUUGAUUGUCGCUUGGCCGACUCUCGGCCAAGCUCUCUUCCAGAACUUGCCCAGUUCGUUCAGCUCGGGGCCGGCGAAGUGGGCAUUCUACUCUUACCAGGACCAAAAUGUCGCUGUUCUCCAAGGAUCAUUCAACCGAUCUGCUAUGGACGCUGUGCAUGAAGCUAAGGUGUCAAACGCGCAAUUAGCUGAAGCGAACAACUUUCUUAACUCGACGGAUUUCGUUGCUUACGAUGAGAAGUUCUUUGACAUCAUCGGACCUAGGGCACAAAUCAAGCAUGUUCAGCAUCUAGCAUACCAGACGCAUGAAGCCCCUUGCUACAAUCCUGAUUCUAAAGAACUCUUUUUUACUGAAUGGGGGCCGCCGGGGGGUGAUGAAGGUGUACACAGGUCACAAUAUCUACUUGAUACCAGAACCAACAAGCUGCGAAACAUAACCACAUCCCCCCCAACAGUAAAUGUGCAUGGCUGUGUGUUCUACAAGGAUGCAUUGUACGUGGUAACAGAUGGUGAUCAGAACGAGACUGGGGCGCUUAUCAAACUGAACCCCAAGACGUGGAAGAAAACAGUCCUACUCAAUAACUACUACCAACAACCCUUCAUGGGCUUCAAUGACCUUGAUAUCGAUCCCGAAGGGAAUUUCUGGCUCACAUAUUCCAAAUCUGGCGCUGGUCGAGAUAUUGUUCCGUUCACUCCACCGACGAACCCAACUGUCUAUUUUGUAAAUGGGACGACCCUGCGGCCGCGGCCAGUUCACAUAACCACGGGUAACUCCAACGGUAUCGCAGUUGCGUCUACAGAUAGCGGACGUGUUGUUUAUCUCCCGGAUACUGGCGUUUCCAGAUUCAAGCCUGUUUCCGUCAAGGAUCCGUACGGUGAUAGAGGGUUGCUAGCCUAUGAAGCGAGGGCGGGAGGGGUCCUAACAAAUAGAAGAUUGUUAAAUAAUCCCAUCGGGUAUUUUUAUGACGGAAUUCGCGUUUCCCGUAACGGCUGGAUUUUUGUCGGAUCCGGAGAUGGUGUGGACGUGAUUGAUCCAGAUACAGGCUUGGCACUGGGUAGCAUCCGCGUUGGAGGAGGGAAUAAUGUGGCGGUCAGUCUCGCGUUUGGUAGACAUGAUCUAUGGAUCGUCGGGCGAGGUGGCGUAUGGCAUGUUAGUGAAAUUAAUGACAGGCUGGAUAGGCCAUGGUAA
Fusarium sp. VM40 is the source of this 1623-nucleotide messenger RNA. The record is from the annotation of a GenBank genome assembly. Lineage: Eukaryota; Fungi; Ascomycota; Sordariomycetes; Hypocreales; Nectriaceae.